This is a messenger RNA of Nestor notabilis (Kea), 1521 nucleotides long. RefSeq names its product EF-hand domain family, member B (gene EFHB). The record is from RefSeq and is a predicted model, not a curated record. The transcript is spliced from 10 exons. Lineage: Eukaryota; Metazoa; Chordata; Aves; Psittaciformes; Psittacidae. Gene Ontology annotation, molecular function: calcium ion binding. The annotation marks the transcript as partial.
CCCAUUACUCCACCUACUGUGCGAAAGUUUCGAAAUACAACAAAUCCAGCUCCUGGUGUUGAAAGAAUAUUCUACGGCAGAGCAGAUGAUCCUGACAUUGCAUCUCACUUGACACAUGGCAUAGAGUCACCUCCUUCACACAGUGUAGCAUCAUUGAUAAAUCCACUUCCUAAAACCAGUUUUCAACAAAAAAUGCAAGACAAAAUAGAAGCAAUCUACUUACGUAAUCGUCGAGCACCCUUGGGCAGAUCACAUGAUGCUAUGUUACCUAAGGACUUGGAUAUACUUAAUACUACAUUUGGAAUAAAUGCCAUCCAAGAUGUAUCAGGUGGAGAGCUUAUAAAUCCACCAAAAACUUUUGAGGAAGUGGAUAAAGAAGCCAGAGAAGGACAUGAUCUGUACAUUGUGUCACACAAAGAUUAUUAUGUGGGGGAAGCAAUAAAUAGGAAGUAUGACUCUCAAAAUUUCAGCAAGUCUUUUGUUUAUGGAAUAAAAACCCCUCACUUUAAAGAUGGGCGAUACGUAUCCAAAUCCUUAAAUUGGCACUCUGCUCCAGAACUAAAUGUGCUUAUUGACAGUAUAGCAGAAACUAAGACUGUUCCCCCAGACCGGACAUUUGGAAUGUCACUCUGUCCAUAUAAAUAUGGAGUUGCUGAUCUUCUUCACCAUGGAGUUCCAUGUGAGAUCCUCCAUGGUAAAGACAGAGGGAGAACCCUUUUGACUGAAGUUCGGCAGAGUUUGAAGAAAGCUAACUAUGAGAAUUUUGACAUGCUACUAGAAGCAUUCAGGCAUUAUGAUAAGAAUGGUGAUGGAAUGAUAGACAAGGACAACCUACGAAAAUCCUGUUUUCAGCUUAAUCUGAAUGUAGAUGAUGAGCUCCUGGAUUCCUUAUUUGACUGUUGUGAUUUGGAUAAAGAUGGUCUGAUUAAUUAUUUGGAGUUCACAAACUUUCUGAACUGGAAAAACAAAACAGCUGUUAAAGAGUUUGAAGAAAAAAUAAUUACAAAAGCGGAAAAAAUGGAUGCUCUUUUUCUGCCUGAAGACACAAAGAUAAAUGAGGAGCUGAAGCAGGAAGAUCUUGUGUUAAAAGAACUGGGAAGCUCAGAAAAGACUCCAGAAAUACUUACAAGACCAACAGAUCAUGUAUUUGCAAAUUAUCAAACAACUUCUUCUCACUACAAUGCUGUAGUAGGUGGUCUCCCAACAACCUGUUGUCCAGUGCGUGGUGUUCCAAGUAUUCGUUCAGAUCUUCCUGCUCCUCGAAUUCGCCGCCUCAGUGACAGAACUAAUUAUGGUGACGAUGCCAGUGCCUAUGCAUUAUUGUUCCCUUCUGUCUUCAGUCAAAAGGGAGUGUAUGAAAAGGACUUUUUAAAAACAAGACCAAAGGCAGAGAUUGCAGGAAUCCUUCGCAACAUUGGCGUGAACAUUUCAGAUGCAAGGUUUGACGAGAUAUGGCAGCAAGCCUCUAUGAAGCAUCAGAAAGAAGAGGUUUGUGUAGAAAGCAUCAAGAACGUACUGGAU